GUCACUUAACUCAGCCACGGUCUCUUACUAAAGGAACCAGUUGCCAAUUCUGCUCCCGUGUAAGAAAACAAGAUUUUCCCAAUGGACUCUCUAGCAAAAUCUGUCAACCAAUUUGCUCUGGAGCUUAGCAAGAAGCUAGCUGAAUCUGCUGAGGGUAAAAAUAUCUUUUUUUCUCCCUGGGGCAUCUCAACCUCCUUGGCCAUGGUGUAUUUGGGCACCAAAGGCACCACGGCAGCCCAAAUGUCCCAGGUUCUUCAGUUUAGCAGAGACCAGGACAGCAAAUCUUGUCCUGACAGUUUUGAAAAGAAAAGGAAAAUGGAAUUCGAUGUAGGCAAGGCUGAAGAAAUAUGCUCUAAUUUCCAGACACUUAUCUCAGAAAUCAACAAUCCCAGCAAUGCUUGCAUACUUAAAACAGCCAACAGGAUCUAUGGGGAGAAAACGUAUCCAUUUCACAAUAAAUAUUUACAAGACAUGAAAACAUACUUUGGCUCAGAGCCACAGUCUGUGAACUUUAUGGAAGCUUCUGACCAAAUCAGAAAGGAGAUCAACUCUUGGGUUGAAAGCCAGACUGAAGGAAAAAUCCUGAAUCUCCUACCUGAUAAUGCUGUGGAUUCUGCAACCAGAAUGGUUCUGGUAAAUGCCCUUUACUUUAAAAGAAUUUGGGAACAUCAAUUCUUGGUCCAAAAUACCACAGAAAAGCCUUUCAGAAUAAACAAGACUACAAGCAAACCAGUGCAAAUGAUGUCCAUGAAAGAAAAACUUCAAGUAUUUUACAUAGAAAAGCCACGAGCCAUAGGCCUUCAACUCUUCUAUGAGAACCGUGACCUCAGCCUACUCGUACUACUGCCGGAAGACAUCAGUGGGCUGGAUCAGCUGGAAAAAGCCAUCACCUAUGAGAAGUUGAGUGAGUGGACCAGCGCUGACAUGAUGGAGGUGUGUGACGUGCAGCUGCAUCUUCCCAAGUUCAAGCUGGAAGAGACUUAUGAUCUCAAGUCAACCCUGAGCAGUAUGGGGAUGAGCGAUGCCUUUAGCCAGAGCAAAGCAGAUUUCUCAGGAAUGUCUAUGGAGAGAAACCUAUUUCUGUCCAAUGUUUUCCAUAAGUCUUUUGUGGAAAUAAAUGAACAAGGUACAGAGGCCGCAGCUGGUACUGGGAGUGAGGUGAGUUUUCGAAUUAAACUCCCCUCCGUUGAAUUCAAUGCAGACCACCCAUUCCUCUUCUUCAUCAGGCACAACAAAACGAAUAGCAUUCUAUUUUACGGGAGAUUCUGCUCCCCUUAAACCCUGCAUCUCUCUCAUCAAACAAGAGCAUCUUACAGUGUGAAAAAUACACAUAUGAUGGAAAAACACAAUUAUAAUAAAAACCAGUUUAUAGCCUGGCUCUUUUUAACAUAUAAAUAUUAGCAAAAUUAUCUUGAAAUAAUAUAUUCUAGUUAUCCUAUCAUGCCUAUAUAGCUAGAGAGAAUGGCAAAUUUAACUUUUUUUUUUGCUGACAUUCAGUUUUAUUAUUUUUUACAUCUUUAUUGGAGUAUUAAUGCUUUACAGUGUUGUGUUAGUUUCUGCUGUAUAACAAAGUGAAUCAGCUAUAUGUAUACAUAUAACCCCAUAUCUCCUCCCUCUUGCGUCUCCCUCCCACCCCUCUAGGUUGUCACAAAGCAUUGAGCUGAGCUCCCUGUGCUAUGCGGCUGCUUCCCACUAGCUAUCCAUUUUACAUUUGGUAGUGUAUAUAUGUAAAUGCUACUCCCUCACUUCGUCCCAGCUUCCCUUUCCCCGCCUGUGUCCUCAAGUCCGUUUUCUACGUUUGCGUCUUUAUUCCUGCCCUGUCACUAGGUUCAUCAGUACGUCUUUUAGAUUCCAUAUAAAUGUGUUAGUAUACGGUAUUUUUCUCUUUCCGACUUACUUCACUCUGUAUGACAGAUACUAGGUCCAUCCACCUCAUUACAAAUAAUUCAAUUUUGUUCCUUUUUAUGGCUGAGUAAUAUUCCAUUGUAUACAUAUGCCACAUCUUCUUUAGUCAUUCAUCUGUCUAUGGACAUUUAGGUUUAACACAUUUUAUCUUAAUGUGACUUUUAUUUACAUUUCAGAAAUUCGGUUAUUCAAUUGAAUGCCUUAAAAUGCUUGAACUACCUGGUCACUAUUUUCAUUGUCACUUAUUUUCACAUGCAUCAUUUAGUGAAGAAAAAAAUCUUUAUAGAGGUGAUAUAUUGAUAAACAAGAAUUUUCUCAAGACUAUUACUCUGAUGGUUCAUAAAUUACCACUGUAAAAUUAAAUCCCCCUUUCUGCUAUUUUAAAAAUACUUAUGUUGACAUUAAUGGAAAAACUAGUGAAAUCCAAUGAAAUCUAGAGUUUAGUUAAUAGUAAUGUACCAACGUUGGCUUCUUAGUUUUAAAAAAAUGUUCCACUGUAAUAUUAGAAGUUAGCAUUACAGGAAACUGUGUCAGAAGUAUAUGGGAAUUCCCUGUUUUAUCUUUGUAACUUUCCUGUGAAUUUAAAAUUAUUCCAAAAUAAAAAUUUUAUUGGAAAGAA
Messenger RNA from Lagenorhynchus albirostris (white-beaked dolphin), 2524 nucleotides. RefSeq names its product serpin B10. The transcript is spliced from 8 exons. The record is from RefSeq and is a predicted model, not a curated record. Bases 82 to 1278 code for a protein of 398 amino acids. Gene Ontology annotation, molecular function: serine-type endopeptidase inhibitor activity. Lineage: Eukaryota; Metazoa; Chordata; Mammalia; Artiodactyla; Delphinidae. Gene Ontology annotation, biological process: negative regulation of endopeptidase activity.